UAGUUACUACAGCUGCUGCUGCUAGUUGCUACUGCUGCUCCUGGUGUCCGUAACUGUAAUUCCUGUUGUAUAACUUGUAUAAGUAAUAACAUUAUUAUUAUUGUACCUAUCGCGUACAGGAGUAACCGAUACUGAAAUGCUCCGUGUAACUGUAUCAGCAAUAAUAUUUUAAUUUUAAUCAAUUUGUCCGUGGGCCGUGACGGACUCUAGUACUCUAUACCAAUGUCCGCGAUAGUCAACAAGUAAUAACAUAUAACAGUCGCUGUCAGAAACAGUUUCAUAUUAAUAUUACUGAUUGAAGAUUGUUAUUAUUAAUUAUAUAUUUAUACAUAUGAAUACAUCCUGACUCCUGUGACGAAUGAUCAUUUCCAAAUAUUGUUGAAGAUGUUUGACUCAUCAAACCAGAAUUGUUACCAUAAUUCAAUAGCUGUACAAAUAAUUGCCUGAACUGGAUGUUAACUGUACAUGAAAAUGGCCCUAACCGAUGAUGGAGAUGAUACAGAAUGGCUUCAAAGCAUUUUGUUGGAUGUUCAACUUGAACACUUUCUUAGUCGAAUCAUUGACGAACUUCAAAUAACCAGAUUAACUCACUUUGAGUAUGUUAAACCAGAAGAUUUAGAAAAUAUUGGUAUUAGUAAACCAGCAGCUCGAAGACUAUUGGAGGCUGUAAAAAAACGUAAAGGUGCUGAGCGAAGAAAUAAAAUUUUGUCAAUUUUGGGUGGAACACAAGCCAACAAACAUUCGACAGGAACACUAAAAAAAAAUACUCCUUCAAUUGACUCUGCUCAACCAUCAGCUCUAUCUCUUACUUGUUUAAUCCUUGAAAAGGAUAUAAAGUUAUCUGAAAAAAUUGGUGAUGGUUCUUUUGGAAUCGUGAGCCGUGGAGAGUGGACCACUUCAACCGGGCGUGUUAUUCAAGUUGCUGUCAAGAUGUUAAAACAAGAUGUACCAUCAUUGCCACAAAUGUUUGAAGAUUUUGUCAAAGAAGUUCAAGCUAUGCAUACAUUAGAUCAUGUGCACCUUAUAAAGUUGUUUGGAAUUGUUUUAACUCAGCCAAUGAUGAUGGUAACUGAACUAGCUGCUUUAGGUAGUCUUAGAGACUAUUUAAGAAAGCAAUGUGGCCAUAUUAUGAUAACUGAUUUAUGGGAGUAUGCUCUACAAGUUGCUACUGGUAUGGAGUAUCUUGAGAAAAAAAGGUGUAUACACAGAGAUUUAGCAUGUCGAAAUAUAUUGCUUACUACACCUCACCAGGUAAAAAUUGGUGAUUUUGGACUGAUGCGGUUAUUACCAAUGGAAGAAGAUUGUUAUGUUAUGACUGAGCGACGCAGAGUACCAUUUCCCUGGUGUGCUCCAGAAAGUUUACGCACUAGACAAUUUUCACAUGCUUCUGAUACAUGGAUGUAUGGUGUGGUACUUUGGGAAAUGUUUACUGGUGGUGAAGAACCUUGGGCAGGUCUUGAUGCUUCACAAGUACUAUCCAAACUUGUAAGAGAACGACAGCGUCUAGAGCAACCAGAAGCAUGUCCAAUAAAUUUGUACAGAUUAAUGCAGCAGUGUUGGAUCUUAGAUCCAGGUGAACGUCCAAGUUUUAAAAGCAUAAGAAAUUAUUUAAAAAGUAACUCUCCAAUCAUUGUCAAAGCUACAUCAUCUUUGGUAUCCACUGAAUUUUGUGAUGACUCAAGUAGAAUGGAAGUAGAAGUAGGUGAUCGAAUUAUUGUAAUUGAUGGACAACCAGAUCAUUUUUGGUGGAAAGGACAAAAUUUGAGGACUUUUCAAAUUGGAAACUUUGCUAGGCGAUCAGUUGAUCCAAUGAGACGAAAAGCAUCAGAUGAUAUAAGCAAACCCCUUCGAAAUUCUUUCAUUCAUACUGGCCAUCAUGGCGAUGCAAGUGGAAAUAAUUGGGGCUUUCAUGAUAAAAUUGAUCAAGUCUACUUAAAUAAUCCUAUGGAGCCACCAGAUUUAUUAGGAGGUCGUCCUAGAGUUGUUGAAACUGGUCCUCCUAUACUGCCAAGUCGAAAAAAUACCAGUCCCAAAAAAAAUGUGGACCUUGUUGAAAAAAAUGUACGAUCCAAAGCAGAAAAAUCCAAAAACACUGUGCUAACAUCUAUACUCCCAUCAAACAAACAAUUCAACUACUCCAAGCUUACUGAUGGUCGUAAAAGAAGCUUAAGACCAGCUCCUGGUAGACCUCCUGGUCCAUUUCCUCAACUACCUAUAGGCGAACAAGUUUUGGUUGAUUUAGAUGGAUGUACGCCACCACCAAUAAACCAUAACAACAGCAAUUCUUCAUCCAUCAAUUCAAGUUUAUCUAUUCUUGAUCAACCAAUUGAUGUUGCCGAAACUGAUAAUUCUGAACCAUUUAAUUAUAAUCACACUUAUACAAAUGUCAGUGGAUUAUUUUCUUCUGAACAACCUUGUGAUCCAUUUGAUACUUCUAUCUUUGAAACUACUACCGAUGCUGUUGAAAAACUUCCUUCAUAUUCUGAUACGCACAUUUUACAAUCCAAUGAGCCUGUAUUGACUAAUACACCUAAACUUGAUAUGAACUUCAUUGCUGAACUUGAAAAAAGUCUAGGUAAAAAAGAAGCCCAAGCCAAUACUAAUAACCAAAUUGUGUUGGCACCUCCUAAUGUGGCUCCAAAAAAAUUAAACACCGAACUUUUAAAUUCAGCUAUUCCUCGACCUUCAAGUUCCACAAACAAUCACACCAAUGGCUCAAAUACAUCUAGUUAUUAUUCAACAACAGAACUUGAUAUGUCAUUAUUUGUCUCUAAGUACGAUUCAGAUCCAAUAUAUGCAGCCAAUCUGAAUAAAGCAGAAAAUAAAGUCAAAGAGUUGUGUAUAAGUGAUAUAACGUCGCAUAAAAAUAUCAACAAUACAGCUUCUAAUUAUUAUAAAAAUGAUGUAUAUUCGAAUGUCAAGACUGAUAAUUUAACUGUUGCCUCAAAUUAUAGUUCGCCGUACUAUAGUCCUCCAGUAGACCUAUCAAGGUACUAUAGUCAAACACCCAACAUGUAUCAGAUUGUUCCAGAGCAAAAUACGUCUGAUUCUUCUGUAUCUCAGCUUUGUAGUUAUUUUAAUAACACGGUGACUGAAGAAGAAUGUUUAGAUGCUUUAGAAGCAACAUGUUGGAAUUUCCAGGAGAGUGUAAAAUAUCUGAAAAUUAAUAAUCUUUUAAGAUUAGGAAUGGCAUCCAGAGAAGCUUGUGUUAUUGCUCUGAACAACUGUAAUUGGAAUGUGGAAGAAGCUGCUUCCACGCUAUGUGACACUGUUUGAACCUACCACUUGUAGAAAGAAAAGGUUUCUCCACCAAUUUCAGGAGAACAAAUUUUUAUUUUUCCCUAAGGGAAAUGUUUACUAUUGAAUUAUUCAAUUUGUAUACUAUAGUCUCUAUAUUUUUAAAUUAAGUAUACCUGUGAUAAAAUGUAUUUCCAUAUUAGGUACCUAGUUAGCCAUAAAAAAAUCAUUAUUUUAAAUAACACCAAAGUGGUAUUAUCGUUUUAGAUAAAUGUGUAAAAAUAA
Messenger RNA from Myzus persicae (green peach aphid), 3522 nucleotides. RefSeq names its product activated CDC42 kinase 1 (gene Ack). Gene Ontology annotation, biological process: protein phosphorylation. The record is from RefSeq and is a predicted model, not a curated record. Bases 466 to 3276 code for a protein of 936 amino acids. Lineage: Eukaryota; Metazoa; Arthropoda; Insecta; Hemiptera; Aphididae. Gene Ontology annotation, molecular function: protein binding; ATP binding; protein tyrosine kinase activity. The transcript is spliced from 11 exons.